UGAUGCACCCUGUGCAGAUUCGGUAUGAUUCGGUUCGGGAUGAUUCGGGAGAUGUCAGAUGAGAAAUGUCAGGUGUAAAGGUGAGGUGUAGUGGAAUAAACGUGUGAAAUAAAAGUGGUCUUUUUAUUACCUAGCACAAUUGGCGACGAAGGAAAAUCAAGGAAAAAGGUAAGCAGUACGGAAAUUAAGUGAGAAAAUGAAAAAGCACGUAUGAAAAAAAAAGAUACGAAAACUUUGUGCAACCAUGUGCGAAAAAGUGAGGUUAGGUUAUUCAACCAGCAUGAAAAAUUAAUUUUAGUGGUAUUUUUAAUGUAAAUUCUGACUCCUGACCCCCUAGAAGAGGAUCAGGAGUGAUAAUUAAUUGUGAAUUAGAGAAAUGAAUACAUGAAUAUAAAAAUUUUGACAAUUUUGUGCACCACGGAAAGUUUCCGGAAAGCUUGUAAGAUCACAAGCUGGGCAAACAGAAUGCACAAAAUUGGCAGGGUUCUGUGGGAAUGAACUAAAAUGAUACUGCCAGAAAGAGAGAAAGAUUAAAAAGGCAGGAUUCAUUAGAAAAAUGAAUGAAAAUGAGACUGCCAGAAGUUGAGAAAAUUUAGCAACAGGAUUCAGGAAAGAAUGAAUGGAAAUGAGACUGUUGGUAGAGAAAUUAAGCGAUAGGAUUCAUGAAAGAAUGAAUGAAAAUGAAACUAUCAAUACUAAGAAAAUGAAAAAAGAUUGGAAAUUAAGUGAUAGGAUUCAUGAAAGAAUGAAUGAAAUGAGACUAUCAAUAAAAUGAAUUGAAAGAAAAAGCAAUAAGUAGGGAAGAAAUUAAUGAUUUUCUUCUCUUCUUUUACAGAAAUUGACAAAGAAAAGAUCAUGGAUCAUGGGAAUCAAUACAAUGUACCGCCAUUCAAACGGUCAUUGUUGUCCCCAAAUGAGAAUCGGAAGAAUUGGGAGACGUUCAAGAGGGGAUUCCUCAGUGUUGCACUGGCAACAGCAGAGACAGAUAAGAAGAAACUAAAAGGGAUGCUGCUUGCGUAUGGUGGUCCAGACCUACGAGAGGUAUUCUACCAAAUCCCGGGUGCAGAUAUACCCGGAGAUGACGAUAAUGAUCCGUACAAAAUUGCGUUGAAAAAGCUGGAUGAGCAUUUUGCACCAAAGAGACACGAUUCCUAUGAGAGGCAAAUGUUUUGGUCUCUCAUGCCAGAACCAGAAGAAUCAUUGGAACAGGUGAUUCUGAGGGCAAUGCAUCAAGCCGAGAAGUGUGUCUUUGAAUCGGAGAAGUGCGACGCAAAAACCAGCGCAAAGAUAGACAAGAUCAUAAUGUUGUGUCCGGAAGAGUUGAAGCAGAAAAUCAUGGCUAAACCGAAUUAUGAUUUGGAUGUGUUGCUUCAGUAUAUACACGCAUACCAAGCAGCUAAAGCUCAAGCAAAGGAAAUGAGCAAACAGUCGAGUACGAUUGGUGAAGGUUCAGGCUCGAAUCUGGAGAAGAGUGACCUCAAUGCGGUACAAGAGAAGAAACAGAAGUAUGGAGGGAGACCGAAAGCUCAGGCAGGGCAUUUCAACACAAAAGAUGAAUGUUCUCGUUGUGGUAGAUCCGGGCACACGGCGAAAGAUCCAAAUUGCCCAGCCAUGGAGAAAACUUGUGCCAAAUGUAACAUCAAAGGGCAUUUUGCAAGGAAAUGUCGCACUCGACGAGCACAAAACCUCAAACGGUCAAAUGCAGAAGACGCAUCAACUCCCAAAUCGAAGAUUGCAAAAGUGAAUCAUGUGAGUGAAGAGAAUGAUUCAGAAGAGGAGGAUGGAAACGAUGGAUUUAUAUUCAAUGUGGGGGAUGGUGAUGAAUACAUCUGGUGCAAGGUUGGUGGCAUUUUGAUUGAGAUGCUAAUUGAUUCUGGUUCCACUCACAACAUUAUUGGAGAGAACACGUGGAAGUACUUGAAGAAGAGUGGGAUAUUUGCCCAGAAUAUGACGAAAUCUGUCACCAAACAGCUGAAGGCAUAUGCACAGUCGAGUCCCUUGGAAAUUCUGGGAUCGUUUGAAGCAGAAGUAGUGAUUCAGGAUGUUAAUGGGGAGUUAAAAAGCACGGCGACAUUUUAUGUUGUUAAAGGGGGAUCUCAGCCACUCUUGGGCAAGGCAACAGCCAAGGCCUUGGGAGUUUUGAUGUUGGGAUUGCCAAGUAAGCAACAUAGUGGUAUUUGCGCUGUGCAAGCUCAACAGGGAUCCAAACCAUUUCCCAAAAUCCGUGGAAUUAGUCUGAUGAUUCCCAUUGAUGAAGAUGUCACGCCAGUAAAUCAACAUGCAAGACGGCCACCCAUCGCUCUUCUCAGUAAAGUUGAGGAGAAGUUAGAUGAAUUGCUGAAGGCGGAUAUAAUUGAGCCAGUGGAGGGUCCCAGUGAUUGGGUGUCUCCUGUGGUGGUACUCCCCAAGGAUAAUGGUGACAUUCGAUUGUGCAUCGACAUGAGACAAGCCAACAAAGCUGUGAGGCGCGAGAACCACAUCAUGCCGACAUUUGAGGAUUUUUUGCCUCAAUUGACGAAGGCAAAAUUUUUCUCGAGGCUUGAUGUGAAGAAUGCAUUCCAUCAGAUAGAGUUGAAUCCUGCUUGCAGAAAGAUUACAACAUUCAUCACCCACAAGGGAAUGUUCAGGUAUGAAGAGUAAUAUUAAAUAAUGGACAAGAGAUUAAUAAAAAUUUGAGGAAUAUU
Messenger RNA from Lutzomyia longipalpis, 2684 nucleotides. RefSeq lists its product as uncharacterized. Gene Ontology annotation, molecular function: nucleic acid binding; zinc ion binding; aspartic-type endopeptidase activity. The record is from RefSeq and is a predicted model, not a curated record. Gene Ontology annotation, biological process: proteolysis. The coding region runs from base 811 to 2640 and encodes 609 amino acids. The transcript has 2 exons. Lineage: Eukaryota; Metazoa; Arthropoda; Insecta; Diptera; Psychodidae.